Molecule: messenger RNA, 2629 nt
Organism: Notolabrus celidotus (New Zealand spotty)
Lineage: Eukaryota; Metazoa; Chordata; Actinopteri; Labriformes; Labridae
Gene: trim69
Product: tripartite motif containing 69
Exons: 6
Coding region: 154-1803 (549 amino acids)
Molecular function (GO): zinc ion binding; protein binding
Source: RefSeq, a predicted model, not a curated record
GGUUGUGUCUGCGUCUGCACCACCCCCUUCAUUUCCCCACAAUCAACAGGAAGACUGGAGGCCAGAGAGAGAGCAGCCACACUCUGUAGGAGAGGAAGGACGUAGAGGUCCAGCUACACAAUUAGAACAAAGGAAAACCAUCAAGGCAAAGGAAUGAGCAAGAAUCAGAAAGAAGUGAAGAAAAUCCAGACAGCCUAUCUGCAGAACUUGGAGAAACUGAACCAGGGGCUAAAGCCGGAGAAGAAAAGUUGGAAAUCAAAGGAGGGAGAGUUUGCUGUGCAGACAGCGAUGGAAAAGCUGAGGCAGCCUCCCAUAGCUGGAAAAGUCACCAAAAGCUCAGCUCACAGAAUCAGCAGAGAUCUGACCUGCUCCAUCUGCCUGGAUCUUUUUAAACAACCAGUGUCUUUGCCCUGCGAUCACACCUUCUGCCAGGGCUGCAUUGUGGGGUACUGGACAGGUCCCAGGGGCCCCGGGCAGGGGGGCACAGGAUCUUGCCCUCAGUGCAGGAAGGUGUACCCUGGACAGAGCUACAGGCCGAACCGUAUUGUGGCAAACAUCGUGGAGAGCUACUGUCAGGGUUUGGAGGAGAGCGGGACAGCAGUCUGCCCGCCAGAUGUGGGGGUGCCAGAGAGGGUCCCUGCUCCGGUCCCCCGCUGCAGCAGACACAGAGAGGAGCUGAAGCUGUACUGUGAGGAGGACCAGGAGCUGGUGUGUCUGGUGUGUGGUCUCUCACAGGAGCACAGGAAUCACACAAUGGUGUGUGUGCAGGAGGCCGAACUGAAGUACAGAGCGUCUCUCAACAGCUCAAUGGAUUCCCUUAAAGGUGAAUUGAACACAGCGCUGCAGUGUGACAGGGAAGCUGAGGAGGAAGUCAAAAAGCUCAAGGAGCACACAGCUGACCUGAAGCAACGCAUCGAGGCCCAGUUCAGCGACCUGCACCAGUUCCUGUACCAGGAGGAGAAGCUGCUGCAGGUGAAGCUGAAGACGGAGGAGCGCAGGGAGCUGAUUCGCCUGGAUGAGCACAAAGCCCUGCUGUGCGUAGAGAUCUCUCGUCUGCAGAGAGCCGUGCACGAGAUCGAGGACAAGCUGAAGGAGCAGGACGCCUUCUCUCUGCUGCGGAGCAUCAAAGUCCUGCUCCAGAGGCCUUCGCUGAAGUUUGAGAAACCUACGUUUACACCUCCAAGUCUGUGUGAAGGUCGGUUCGCAGGGCCUCUGCAGUACCGAGUGUGGAAAUCCAUGAAAGGAAGCAUUUACCCAGUUCCAGCUGCCAUCACGUUUAACUCCAGCACGGCCAACCCGUGGCUCAGCCUCACCUCCUCCCUCACCUGUGUCCGUUACCAAACCUUUAACCACACCGUGCAGGACAACCCCUACAGAUUCAACGCAGCCCUGUCCCUCCUCGGAAGCCAGGGCUUCACCCAUGGGCGCCACUACUGGGAGAUCGAAGUCUACAGCAGCACCGUCUGGACCGUUGGUGUGGCCCGGGAGUCCGUGCCCAGAAAGGGAGUAAUCAAAGCUCUACCAGCAAACGGCUUCUGGACUCUCUCCCUCUCUUAUGGGAUACAGUACAUGGCUGGCACUUCGCCUCCAACAGUGCUGUCCCUGGAGGAGCCGCUGGCCCGGAUUGGAGUGUAUCUGGAUUACAAGAGGGGCCUGGUGUCCUUCUACAACGCACAGUGCAUGACACACCUGUACACCUUCAGGGAGACCUUCAAUGAGACACUGUACCCAUACUUCAACCUGGGCUUCCUGGAUAAAGUGCAUGAGAAUGAGCCCCUCAAAGUUUUCCUGCCUAAGAUUUAAAAAAAUGUGACAGAAAAAAAUGUUGAAAAGGUCAAAAUGUGCUAAAUAAAUAUGAAAAAAAGCGUUUGACACUUUCCCUUGUAGAGAAUAAGAAGCAACAGUGGAUUUUUAUAUGCAUUAUACUUUAGAUAUUGGACUCUUGGUUAGAAACAAAUGUGCUUUAACACUCACCAAAUGCAAGGUGUGCAGGUUGUGAUCUUCUUCUAUAACUGUCAGUUUUGCAGACUAUCAUGGUAUGUUACCGUCACCUGUCGAUCGGUGGAAGGGUCAUCUCAGAGCAGGAUUGUGUAGUCAAUAUGAGAUGGGAAACUCACAGAGAAACAGUUCCAAAGCAGGACUUCAGCUCUGAAACUCAACAUGGAGUCUUUCAGGAACAUUUUUGAGACUGGUUUUCUUUGUAACCUGUAUCUACUGCCAAACAUUUCAUUUCAGAGAAGCUGAGCUUCAAUGAAGAAACCGAAACUGUAAGACUGACUGGUGCAGUAUGCUAACAUUGUUUUUUAAUAAUACAAUAAUCUUUCUUCUGCGUGAAACACAAACAUGUUCAUUUAUUACUCCAAACUGUGUUUAUUUUUCUGGACUUGUUGAAAUAUGUGUAACUUGACAAUGGUAUAUCAUACUUAUGAUGCUUUAGGCCGGGGAAAUGUUGAGCAACAGUGGUUGAGAGUCUUUUUUCUUUGUCUUAAGAUGUGUGUUAUUUUGGAUAUCUACCUUUGACUUGGGUGCUAGAUGCUCCAACUAUAAAACUUGGCUGAUCCAAGUUGUGCAGUUACCAGUAUCAAACAAUAUACAUGGGCAACAUUGUAUUAAAGAAAUUCUUGAAACU